Messenger RNA from Cotesia congregata, 798 nucleotides. The record is from the annotation of a GenBank genome assembly. Lineage: Eukaryota; Metazoa; Arthropoda; Insecta; Hymenoptera; Braconidae.
CAUCAAAAUUUCAAAAUGGCGCAAGAUUUUAACCGAAGUGCAUUGACAGUCUCUCACAACCGGGCGUGCUACACGGGUCAACGAUCGACGAGAAUACCUCGAGGAUUGAUAAAAAUAGUGGGAGUAAACUGUGUAAGCCUCGAUCUGUCUUAUAAUGAGCUGACAUCAAUAUCAGCUCUUAAAGAGUGUCUCUGUCUUGAGGAAUUAAUUUUAGACAACAAUAAACUUUAUGAUUUAAUUACUUUGCCGGUAAUGGAAGCAUUGACAACAAUUAGCUUGAAUAAUAACAAGCUGAUGGACAUAGACUUAGCGCUGGAAAGAAUCAGCAGCUGCUGUCCAAAAGUGAAGCACGUGAGUCUGUUGGGGAAUCCGGGUUACCCCGAUCAGCUCACAGAUCCUGUCAACAAUGACGACGCUGACUAUGACCGGUACAGGCUGUACGCAAUCCACAUCUUGCCGGAGUCUCUUCGCUUUCUCGAUUUUCGGCCGGUCACACCGCUAGAGAGAAAAGAUGCCAGCAAUCGAGGCCGGUUUAUGCGGACUAUUAAGCUUUCUAUCACGCCGUCGCCUUCGGCUCCGGCUCUUCACAGCAAUUUCAACAGGAAUCCUAAUUUUUGCGGUUUUUUUAAGGAAAAUGUUGAUGCUGGAGCUUCACAAGAGCGUAAGGAUAAUUAUUCCCCACUGCCUAGUACUACUAGGGGUCCUGAUGAUCAUAAAGGAGCUUAUGGAAAAUGUCGGUACCGAUAUUCAGGAAAAAAUUCAGAAGGAAAUCGUUUUAUAAUAAACAGUGAUUUAUAA